Molecule: messenger RNA, 2673 nt
Organism: Cherax quadricarinatus
Lineage: Eukaryota; Metazoa; Arthropoda; Malacostraca; Decapoda; Parastacidae
Source: RefSeq, a predicted model, not a curated record
UCCUGCACACACACACACACACACACACACACACACACACACACACACACACACACACACACACACACACACACACACACACACACACACACAAAAUCAGUCUGGUGUAUAAAAGGCGUCGCUGAUGAAGCAAGACAAUGCGCUCUUCCGCCAGCUCCUCACCCUUCACGACUCCAUCUCUGCACUCAAGAUCACCCCCGCCUACCCUCACAGACCGUCCUCACCCGCCUCCUUAGACUCCUUCACCGAGGAGGAGGAAGACGAAGAUGAUGAUGACGAGGAAGAGGAAGAUGAUCAGGUGGUGGUGGGCGUUGUGCAGAAGACAAGCGGACGGGAAGACAACCUCUCUGAUGUGGACGAAGGUCUGGAGAUCGAUCAUUCCACCAGCCACUCCAACAGCCCCACCUCCACUCUCUCCUCCAACUCCUCCAGGGACUCUCAGUUCUCUCGUUAUUCCUCCGAGACUGCUCACACUAGCCCGGACUGCAGCCCCACCCAGCCAUCCAGAACUACCCAACACACCUUCCAGAGAGCCACCAACAGUCCACAUGCCGCUCAUAAUGGCCAGCUGGACAACAGUGGCCCGGCCAACCUGGCCUUCAUGCGGUGUCGCAAGUCGUACGCUCCAAAUGCUCGAAAUCGGCGGCGAUCAUCGUCAGCGCAUCUUUUAGGAAGGCCGGAUACAGAGGUUCUCCACGGGCAGUCAGACUGUCAUCAAGCUACCACCCAGGACACACUCAGCCGCACUAGUACCAAGUCCACCAGUAUGAAGUUGUUCGAGGGUACUGCAGCCCAGAGUGAGCCUUCCCCCAGCAGUGGGAGCUACAUGUGGGGUGUAACACCAGCGGGCCGCCCACGGUCCAGCUCUGCCGUAGUGACAGCAGCAGAGUACUGCAGCAGCAGCAGGUCCCCAGCAGCAGUGGGACGACCUCUCGUCCACCCGGCGUACCGUGAGGCGCUUAUUAUGUAACGGUAUGACCACCACUACCACUAAAGCACCGGAAUUAGCCUACUCACCAUGUAGUUGUACUCGAGUGUGUCUAGUCUACUCACACUAAUGAAGCACCUACACCCACUCUUCUUAUAUGACUUAUAUCUCCUAUUAUUUAAUUAAGGUUUAUUACUUUAUCCUUUUCGAAUGGUUGAAAUAACCAAUUAAUAUUCUCUUUCAUUCUCCUCCUCUCUUUAUUUUGCUAUACCAGUAUUUGACAUGCUUACUAACGCAUUGUGUUCUGCUUCAUCCAUAUCCACCAACGCAUGUCUGGGCAACUAAUGCUAUAUACCAGCCUCUUGUAGUCACUCACCUAUGCUAAAAUAAAAAAAAUAUUUACAAAUACAAAGCCUUCAGAUUAUUUGGCCUAACAGUUGUUGCUAAGGUGCUGCAGUUGGCAAGAGCUAGUGUAAAUCUGGUCUUAGUUCCAGCUAUUAUUUUGGGGCGGCUUGCGUAUUGUGAUGGAGGUCUUUAGGUUUGAGUACAGUAUUUAAUUUAGUCGUCAGCCGGUGUACCAACGACCCGUUAAAAAAACAAAACUGGAAACUCGUAUAUUCUUAACACAUCCAAAAGUUAUAAUGUGAGUGUCUGUGAUAAGCAUGUGGUAGUGAUGAUACUCUUAAUACCUUGAUGCUGGUAAGGGGGUCUUGAUCCAAGAAAUUGGCCUUAUUUUCCCCUGAAUGCCUUCCAUUCCCCAUGAGCUAGAUUAUCAGUGGGGUUAGCACUCUCCCACGAUUAAUAUGGAUAAAAAUGCAGUGAUAAUAAUAAUAAUAUUGAUAAUUAUCAUUAAGUGCCUUAAUCCCUUGAAUUGAGCCUGAAUGCCUCCUAAGCACUGUAAGAAACCUACGAGUUUAGCACUUCACCCAUAAGUGAAGGGAAGGGAGCCAGUAUAUAUAAACAAGAUGGGACGGGGCCGGGAGUAGUAGUAGUAGUAGUAGAAGUGAAAGUAGUGCAACAGUGGCAGAAGUGGCAAUAUGAAGGGAGUAGUGGUAGGGAAACAAGUCAGUGGUGUUAACAAAUCAGUAGUAGUGAAGGUAGUCUAAGAACAGGAGGAAAAAAAUCACUGGAGAGUUAAUGGCCCAUGAGGGUAGGACAAAAGCCCAGGGGUAGGGGAACUGAUAAGACAGAUUCCCCCUUAGGCAGAAGAAAGGAAAGACAGAGGUGGGUUCUGUCCUAUGGGUCCCUCCCCCCUGGGUUUUUGUCUUACCCUCAUGGGUCAUUAACUCUCCCUCAGUGCCCCCUUUUUUCUCUCUUGUUCUUUGACUACUUCCACUAACAUUACAUUCUCUUAUUCUUGUUUCACUACCACUGCUACCUUUUUAUUGCCACCUCUGCCACUGUUGCACUACUACAAUUAUACUACCUCCUCCUUUUUUUACUACUACCAACCCUGCCCCCCCUCUCGAAUAUAUGUACUUGCUCCCAUUUCUUCUCAACUGUGUGACUAGUACUGUAAGUGGUUUAGUCGAACUGAAUCGUCAUAAGUGUCUGUCUCCUAUGUGCGAGUUUUUUGUGCAUUUUUCCAGUCAUGGUAUUGUGCCAUUUUAUUCUUUAAGCACAGUAUAAUUCAUCUUAAAUACAUAUUACAUAGUCUGAUGAAGUGGUUUGGACAUUUAGAGAGGAUGGAGAAAAAGAGGAUGAGUAAGGCAUAUGAAUCUGAGGUGUAGGGAAGAAGGGUAGGG